Caenorhabditis bovis is the source of this 2487-nucleotide messenger RNA. NCBI's taxonomy places the organism in Eukaryota, Metazoa, Nematoda, Chromadorea, Rhabditida, Rhabditidae. The record is from the annotation of a GenBank genome assembly.
AUGAAUGCCGCCGGUGACAGCCGAAAAAGUGUUUUCACAACGCUCGGCACAACAACAACGAGUUUCAACUCAGUAUCAUAUAAGCAAGCACCUUUGAUCAACAUGCAAAAAUCGAUAAUCCUUGAUUUUGAAUACUCAAACAUUACGGAAAUCAAUACCCAUUGCGAUAAUUGUUUUUUUCUACGAAAUGAGCUAACUCCAAUUCGUGGAAGAUAUGUUGAUUUGCUCGAAUUUUCCAAUUUUAAUGGCAUCCCAUAUCCAGUAAUUGAUGAAUCGAAAAAACCAAAACGAUGGCUUGCUGAUUUACGCUACACGUGGUCUACUCCGCUUCCGUACGAUUAUCCAUCAGUUACCCAAGAGGUUCUGAACUCUGACAGGGUGAAUGGAGUCAUCAAAAAGAUGCAAGUGGAGAAACCCGAACUGACAGUAUCGGAAAUGAAAAAACGCGCAACGCGUUUUUUCUACGAAAUGCGCGCGAGUCUUUCAAAAUUUGUGUGCAAAAUUUGUGCCUAUAUCUUAUACAAAGUUUUUCGACGAUUGAUAAGCAAAUUGUUGGUUUGUCCUGAGGAAAUUGAGCGGGUUCAAAAGGCCGAAUCGACUGGAAUACCAUUGGUAUAUUUGCCACUGCAUCGAAGCCAUCUCGAUUAUCUUUUGAUCACAUGGUGUGCCUGGCAUUUCCGUCUCAAACUUCCACACAUUGCUUCUGGAGAUAAUCUAAAUCUGAGCGGGCUCGGAUGGCUUCUCCGUGCAACAGGAGCAUUUUUUAUUCGUCGGCGUAUGAAUCCGGACGACGAAGGAGGAAAGGACGUAUUCUAUCGAGCUGUUCUUCACUCUUACAUUGAACAAAUUUUAAAGAAAAACCUCCCAAUUGAAUUUUUCCUCGAAGGAACCAGAAAUCGUUUUGGAAAAGCCCUCACCCCUAAAAACGGGCUCAUAUCCAAUGUCGUCGAAGCAGUUCAACACGGAAUCAUUAAGGAUUGUUACCUUGUUCCUGUUUCUUAUACAUAUGACGCUGUUGUCGAAGGUAUUUUCUUGAAUGAGUUGAUGGGAAUUCCAAAGGUACGCGAAAGCGUUUUCGGCGUUUUCAAGGGAAUAUUCAAGGGAUUCAGUAAAUCCCAACAAUGCGGAAUUGUGCGAAUGCAUUAUGGAAGACCAAUUCGACUAACGAAUUAUUUGGCUUCAUUAACGGCUGCACUCAGUUGUAAGCACUCUCGUCCAGCAAAUCUAUCCAGAAUGCCGCAUUCAUUCUCCUACCGUGAACUCGUUCCAUGGCAUCACACACAUUCCGAAGCAAUGGAUGAUAGAACUCUGAUUCGGGCUAUCGGAUUCCACGUAGUUUAUGAAGCUCAAAGAAUGUGUUCAAUCUCGUCAGUUUCUGUUGUAGCUGGACUACUUUUGUGUAAAUUCCGAGACGGGGCUAAUAGAAGCACACUGGCGCAGGACGUACAAUGGCUUUGUGAAAUGAUAAUUGCUGAAGGCGGAGAUGUGAUGGGAUACGAAUCAAAAGUCACCGAUCCAUUCGUAGUUCUUGACUAUGCUCUUUGUAAAUUAGAGCCUUGUUUGGAGCUGUUGAAAGAUGGGUGUUUUAUUCGGCCAAUCAAUUGUCAUCGCCAGUUCAUUCAUCUUGCUUAUAUGAAAAAUGCUCUAAUUGCUCGGUUUUCAAUCAAAGCUGCUGUUGCACUGGCCAUCGUUUGUCGAGGAACACUGAAAGUGCAUCAAACGGGUGAAAUUGUUGAAGACGUUUUCUCAAUUUGCGACUGGCUUCAGUUUGAUUUUCUCUUCUGUAGACCUUGUGAUGAUCUUCGACAAUUAAUUCAUGAUAUUCUUGGUGAAGAGCAAUGGGCUCAUCCCGUCAAAGGCUAUUUACAGCUAGAAUCUGAGGAUGAAGGCCUCUUUGGAGCUGGAGAUGGAACCAUUACAAAAUUGUUUAAGAUUCGAGAUGAACGAUCAGUUGAAAUUCUCGAAUUUUUUGCAAAUUUUAUUCGCCCAUUUGUCCAGUCAUUGUACAUUGUUACAUCGUUUGUCGCUUCUGAAAAAUGCAGUGAAACCCCAAUUCGCGAAACCGAAUUUGUGAGAGAACUUUGCAAGGAUUCAUUGGCCAAAAAGAUUCCUCUUCCAUUCGAAGCUUUAGUCGAAUCGAUUAAUUCGGAUUCUUUCACAAACUCUAUUCGCAUCCUUCGCGAUAAGGGAUUUAUCAAGACGGAGCCAGCGAAAGUGUGCCGUUCACGAAAUGUUCACAUCAAAGAAAUGAAAACAACAAUAUUCAUCUUGAUUCUUGCAUGUGCUGUCAAUGGAUUCGAAAUCAAAAACGACGCGUUUCCAAUGAGAGCCGAUUACGAAGAGGAAAAAAUGAAAUUCGGCGGACGAGAUCCGCCGAAAUUCGAAAAAACUUACCAUCGAGAAAUUCCUGGUGGAAUUGAGACUGCUGAAAUUAAGACGGAAAAUUCGCCAAAUGGGAAAUCGAUUAAAACUUCCUACAGAAAGUAA